AUGUCUGUCCGUAUCGUCACAUACAAUUUACUUCUGCCGAUUUUGGCUGAACAGCCAGGAAACUAUGUAGCAUCCCGGCCGGAGUAUCUUAAAACUGAAUAUCGAUGGAAAUUAAUUAGGUCUCAAUUGGAACAAGAGAUUCAUUCUUAUAAAAAUACGAUUAUUUGUUUACAAGAAGUGAGUAAUACUCUCCUGUCGACAUUACAAGCGUUUUUCCAUCAAAUGAAUUAUAAGUUCUUUGAAAGCUUAUAUAAUAAUAAACACAAUGAUUAUAGGGGAGUAGCUUUAGCUGUACCUGCUAAUUUGCCUCUAAUAUAUAAAAAUGCGGUCACCAUUGGAGAACACCUGCGUUUAACUAUUCAAUCGUUUGAUGCAACUUUCAAUUCUCUAUCAUGGUGGAAAAUUGUGAAAUAUUCAAUUACGAAAACUUUCAAAGAUCAGUCUAUUAAUUCGUGGGAAAAAGCCAUGUCAUUAAAAAAUGUUUUGAUUUGUGUUGGAGUGAUGGUCCAUGGACGGCCUUUGUUUGUUGGCACAUAUCAUAUGCCUUGUCUAUUCAGAGACCCAAGUAUAAUGAUAAUUCAUGCCUCUGCAGCAAAAGAUCUUAUGUUUCAAAUAGCCAAUGGGCAUCCUUUUGUUCUCGCUGGUGAUUUCAAUAUGCAACCAAUUGACAGUGCGUACCGAGCAAUCACCCGUCGAGGCAACGUCGAAGAUCGUGUGUUACCAAAAGUCGGUAACCGGGGAGUUACCUAUCGAUUCAAUAAACAACAGGUGUUACGAAGUGCAUACCGAGAGAAAAAUAAAGCUGAACCAAACUACACAAAUUUUGCCAGGACAGGACAAUCAUCGAAUAGCUUUUGUGGUACACUUGAUUAUAUCUUUUUUGCUGGGAACCUAACUGUCCUCGAUGUACUACCAUUACCAAGCCAUCCAACUGGAAAAUCAUAUCCUGAUAGGACACAUCCAUCAGAUCACCUGAUGUUGGCUGCAACACUGCAGCUCAUAUAA
Molecule: messenger RNA, 1005 nt
Organism: Adineta ricciae
Lineage: Eukaryota; Metazoa; Rotifera; Eurotatoria; Adinetida; Adinetidae
Source: the annotation of a GenBank genome assembly